AUGAAAUUUAAUACUGUUAAGAGUUCAAUCAUCUUGACAACUUUGGCUAACCUAAUUAAUGCCAACUGUCAAUUAUCUAGUGAUGGAAACUAUUACUGUUCUCCUACUGAUGCUAUUAUUUAUUCCAAUGUUGGUACAUCCGGUUCCUAUAACGAUAUUACAUCUAUGGAUGAAUCAACUUGUGUCUGUACCUCUGAACCUUUCAAAUAUUCUGGCAGCUUAGCUCCAUUUAAUGAAGAAUUAUCUGUCCAUUUUAGAGGUCCAUUGAAUUUGAAACAAUUUGGUGUUUAUUAUCCAACUACUGGGACUUCAUUAAAGAAAAGAGAUAAUGUAGAGCUGGAUAAUGAAAACUGUAUUGAAACUGUAUCAAAAAAUAAACAUCGUCACAAGAGAGAUGUAGCUGUUGAAUAUGUUGAAGUUACCUCCACUGUAUACGUAAAUGAAGAUGGAGAAAUCGUUACUAAUCCUUCUUCUGCAACUGCUACUACUCCUCCAGCAAUUGUCAGUGAUGUUAACGUUGACGAAACUUCUUCUUCUUCUACUACCACCAAUGCCAACACUAACAAUGCUGCAUCUUCUACUUCUAAUCCAGAAACCACCCCUUCCGCAACAUCUAUCGUCACUUCUCCUGGGGGCUGGAAUAGAUUAGCUUACUACACUCCAGGUUCCACUACAAAUUGUACUUUUAUGAACCACAUGGGUGGUACCGCUGGAAGUGGUGUUUGGUCUAGCUGCUUCGGUAACUCUAUUUCUUUUGCUGCUGCUAACGGUGUGGACGGUGCUUCUUCUCCUUGUGCUUUAGAUGAUGUUACCGUGAAAUCUGGUCAAGAAUAUAUAAUCUUCUCUGGUGUUGAGUGCAGUGGUGAAAAUGGUGACUGUGGUUACUACCGUGAAGGUAUCCCAGCUUACCAUGGUUUUGGUGGUUCUUCUAGAAUCUUUGUCUUUGAGUUUGAAAUGCCAUCUGAUACUGUGGGUACUGCCUAUAAUCAGGAUAUGCCAGCUAUUUGGUUAUUGAAUGCUAAGAUUCCAAGAACUUUACAAUAUGGUAAGGCUGACUGUUCCUGUUGGGAAAGCGGUUGUGGUGAAAUGGAUUUAUUUGAAAUUUUAAGUCCUGGUUCUGAUAAGUUAAUUUCUCAUAUUCAUGAUACUCAAGGUGGUGGUACUCAAGAUUACUUUGUCAGACCAGUAGGUAAUACCAUGAAAGCUGCUGUUAUCUUCGACGCCGAUGAUAAAACUGUACAUAUUGUUGAGGUUGAAGACACCUUCGAAGCUACUUUAUCUGAAUCUACUGUUAACAGUUGGUUAAAUAAGGCUGGCUCUGCUGCUAUUUUACCAUAG
Molecule: messenger RNA, 1338 nt
Organism: Arxiozyma heterogenica
Lineage: Eukaryota; Fungi; Ascomycota; Saccharomycetes; Saccharomycetales; Saccharomycetaceae
Gene: TOS1
Product: Tos1p
Exons: 1
Coding region: 1-1338 (445 amino acids)
Cellular component (GO): fungal-type cell wall
Source: RefSeq, a predicted model, not a curated record